UUAACGCAAGGCUAUGGUUAUGGGUUUAGCAUAGGCGUUGGAUUCGGGUUUGCGAUUGUGAUGGUUUUCAUCUCUAAAUUGUUAUCCAAAUAUAUGAGCCAAGUUCACAAUUCAGAGAGGUUUUCUACUGCUUCUCGAAGUGUCGGUUCCCGCCUUAUUGCUUCUUCAACAGUUUCUGCUUGGACGUGGCCAGCCACCUUGCUUCUGGCGGGUAAUUGGCCCUACAUCCAUGGCAUUAGCGGUGCAUGGCUAUAUGCAGUGGACGGUACUGUCCAAAUAACGUUGUUUGCUUUUUUAGCACUGCAGCUAAAGCGCCGUGCACCGAAAGCUCAGUCCGUCUAUGAACUUAUCAAUAUUCGGUUCGGUAAAGCUUGGCAUCUUCUUUAACUUAGCUACUGCGUGGCUAUCAAUGCGAUGGUUUCUUCACUGCUGCUGCUCGGCGGUUCCCAGGCUUUCGCGGCCAGCACAGGAAUGCACACGGUCGCUGCUAUUUUCCUGCUACCACCAACGGUUGUGGUUUACACCGCCCUUGGAGGGUUGAAGGCCACUCUCAUAUCAGCCUGGAUUCACACUGUGAUAAUAUAUGUGAUCCUGCUUGUCACCUCUUAUAUCGUUUUCUGCAGCUCCGCGUUGAUAGGUUCGGCAGGUAAGAUGUGGGAAAUUCUUAAAGAGGUACAGGAGGUUUUCUCUAAUGCGUCGAAUACCAGCUAUCUAUCGUUUAAAGAUAAAAACAUGAUCUUGUUGACGUGGUCCGUAAUGUUGGGAGGGCUCUCAUCAGUGUUUGGGGACCUAGGAUACUCGCAAAGAGCAAUUGCUUCUGAUUCGAGAAGCGUUUUUAUGGGCUACAUGGUCGGUGGGAUUUGUUGCAAGAUUAUCCCAUUCGCGCUUGGGUCAUCGGCUGGGCUCGCAUGUGGGGCCCUACUGACGAAUCCAGUGUCGGUAACAUAUCCGACCCUACUUAGCGACCACGAAGAGGGUGCCAGCUUAUCAUUCAUUUACGGCUUGGCUGCGAUCUUCGGCAGGAAGGGUCAGCCGCGGGUCUGGUAAUGCUGGGGAUGUCUGUGACAUCUGCAACGUCAGCAGAACUAAUCGCAUUUUCGUCAAUUACCACUUACGACCUGUAUCGCACAUACAUCAAUCCUGGAGAGUCCGGCGCUAAGCUAAUGAGAGCGUGACACGUUAGCGUAGUGUGCUUCGGCCUGCGUAUGGCAGCGUUAGCCGUAGUGUUCAACGACAUUGGUGUAAAAUAACAGUGAGCUGGCUCUUGAGUUUUGUAGGCGUUAUCCUCAACCCAGAAGUUUUCGCGGUCACUUUGUCGCUCUUUUGGUCCAAGAGCACCCGUCUCUACUCAUUGAUCGGCGUUCCGCUGGGGACCGUCUCAGGCGUCGUUUGUUGGAUCGGAGCUACAUACCGGUAUGCUUGGGGCGCUAUCAACAGGGACCCAUUGAUGACUACGGAGGCCACGUUCAUUGGGAUUAUCGUGAGCCUGUUUUCAAGUGCGAUCUACAUCGUGGCGAUCUCCGUGAUCCGACCCAGUGGUUCUUACGAUCUACACCAGCUGAACUGGCAAGUGCAUCCCGCAGACGGCAUCGGUCCUGACGAGCAGAAUGCACUUUACCUGAAAAAAAAUGACGAAAAUCGUUUACACCGCCAAACCUGGCUAAGCUUGUGGAUGAACCUAUUUUUGUUGAUUGGAGUGUAA
Lachancea dasiensis is the source of this 1702-nucleotide messenger RNA. The record is from the annotation of a GenBank genome assembly. Lineage: Eukaryota; Fungi; Ascomycota; Saccharomycetes; Saccharomycetales; Saccharomycetaceae.